Molecule: messenger RNA, 3356 nt
Organism: Centropristis striata (black sea bass)
Lineage: Eukaryota; Metazoa; Chordata; Actinopteri; Perciformes; Serranidae
Product: secretory carrier-associated membrane protein 1-like
Exons: 9
Coding region: 131-1162 (343 amino acids)
Biological process (GO): protein transport
Cellular component (GO): trans-Golgi network membrane; recycling endosome membrane
Source: RefSeq, a predicted model, not a curated record
CUCUCCAUCAGCAGGAGGCGGAGAAGACUGCGGCCAAGCAGAGAGAGGCAGUCAAAUCAAGAUACUGCACCUUCCCUGGAGAACCUGGGAGCUCUUCCACACAGGAGACCGUUAUUAGAAAGGCUGUACAAUGUCGGAUUUUGACAGCAACCCGUUCGCAGACCCGGACUUCAGCAAUCCCUUUCAGGAUCCUUCGGUGACGCAGGUGACCCGAUCUGCCCCUCCUGGUGGUCUGGAGGAGUAUAACCCCUUCACAGACGCCAGAACGGCGGCCCCUGGGAAUGCCCCCAAAGCUGCCCCCGCCCCCUCCCAGAACACACAACCGGCCAUCAUGAAGCCCACAGAAGAACCACCGGCGUACUCACAGCAACAGACUCAGGACCAAGCACGUGCUCAGGCUGAGUUGUUGAGAAGGCAGGAGGAGUUGGAGAAGAAAGCUGCAGAGCUCGAUCGUCGGGAGAGAGAGUUACAGUCUCACGGAGCCGCAGGAGGGCGUAAGAACAACUGGCCUCCCCUGCCAGAGAAGUUCCCCGUUGGCCCAUGUUUCUACCAUGAUAUUGCAGUGGAUAUUCCUGUAGAGUUCCAAAAGACCGUUAAGAUCAUGUACAACCUUUGGAUGUUUCAUGCAGGCACACUCUUUGUGAACAUGUUCGGCUGUCUGGCCUGGUUCUGUGUGGAUGCCACUCGCGGUGUAGAUUUCGGCCUGGCCAUGCUAUGGUUUCUGCUCUUUACUCCCUGUUCUUUCGUCUGCUGGUACAGACCGCUGUAUGGGGCUUUCAGGAGUGACAGUUCAUUCCGCUUCUUUGUCUUCUUCUUCGUGUAUAUCUGUCAGUUUGGAGUUCACGUUCUACAAACUAUUGGCCUCGCUGGCUGGGGAACAUGUGGUUGGAUCGCAGCUUUAACUGGCCUGAACACCAGUAUCCCAGUGGGCAUCAUCAUGUUGCUGAUAGCAGCUCUGUUCACUGCACUGUCUGUGGGCUCACUCAUUAUGUUUAAAAAGGUGCACGCACUGUAUCGCACCACUGGUGCUAGUUUUGAGAAGGCUCAGCAGGAGUUUGCAACUGGAGUCAUGUCUAACAAGACAGUUCAGACUGCGGCUGCCAACGCUGCAGCUAAUGCUGCAACCAAUGCUGCCCGCGGGGCCUUCAAACCUCAGCCAUAAACUGACACACCCACAUACAUGCACACAUGCUCACACAUACAAGCAUACACACACACACACUCACACACACACACACACACACACACACACACACUCAAAAGUAGGAGAUGCACAACUCUGGCCCUGCAGGCUCUUAGAUCGAACAAAUCCUAUUGAUGAAUGUUGUUAUGUUAGGAUGGCCCUGCACACUUAGAAAUAAUUGGGGGUCAGAAACAACAGAAAAGAUUAAGUUAACCAGAGUUGUUCACCUUCACUUAAAAUCAAGUUUCAGUAAAAACUCUCCAACAUCCUUCCUGUCUGCUUUUAAGUCAAACAACUGUCUGCUCACAUCCCUUGAAACAUCCACUAAAGUGAGUCAAGGUGUACUCUGAGUGCGUGGGAUUUCAUCUCACUCGCUCACCCGCUCCUUCAAUUUCCCUGUUCUUCUGUCACCUCGAGGUGAUCCUAGGUCAGGCAGAGGUUCACAGUUCCAGUAUACCUUAUUUCUAUCAUGACCUCCAAACAGCUUCCUGCCUGGUUAAUACAGAAUAGAGUUAUGAAAAGUGAUAAUCUGAUCAUGGUGUUUUGCACAUAGCUCUGUUUCCCUGGUCACAUACUGAAAGUACAGUGUAUGUGUGAAUGGCUGGGCCAGUGUGUCCUUCACUUUAAGAGAAUUGUGGCUCUGACUUGUUGUUUUUUAAAAAUCCAGUGCUCUGUCAUUGAGAACCAAAAGGUAAAUUGUACCUUGUCUUACAUCUGUGCUUCUAUUCUGAGACAAAUAUCAUCCUGGUAAUUCGUAUAAGUAGAAAUGUGUUCUCAUUGAAGGACCUCCCUGCAGCCCCCAGCAGUGCUCCAGUGACACCUGUCACUGUGUGUACUACUUUUAUUGGCAACGUGGGCUCGGUCUGUGGCUUACUAAGAUUUGACAGCAUGAUAAUGACAUGCAUGUUUAGCACACUCAAGGUAGCUCGUUCUUUGGCAAAGUAAUUCAUUCAAAGUCCACUAUCAGCCUUUUUUCUCUGGCUCUGGUUGGUGGCUGGUUUCUGGAGGAGAAUGUCUGCCUACUUAUUUUUCCUUUGGUUGUUUUCUGCGAGAAGUGAGCUGUAAAGUUAUUGCAUGUUGCAGUGGCUGUUUGACUGAUUGAUGUUGUUUGGAUCUAUUUGUGAAGACGCACUGAACGCCUACAGGUCAGGAGGGUCACCAGUUCUCACCACAAACCUAAAAGAGGUUUGGUCAUGGCCUGGUGCACUAAAGGGGGAAAAACAUGAGAAGUAUUAGCAUUUUCUUUUAUGUAUGUUUGGAAUUAACAGACGACUGUGCGGCUCUGUUUUGGUUGUUUUUGUAGCCCUUCAUACUUUGUUAAAAACUAACGCUGCUAUUAACCUGAGAGCUGCUGGGUUGUAGCCUCCUUCUGUCAUGUUUCCUGUUGAAAAGGACACAUAACAUUCAUUCAUAGGGAGUUCAGAGAGCUGCCUUUUCUCACAGAAGAUGACCUGAACCUGGUAAAGCUAUGAUUUUUCUAGAGAUUAACAUGCAUACAUAAAAUAGUAAAAACAUUGAUACUGUGUAUAUGUAUACUACAUAGACUAACAGCCCAAUCGCAUUUUUACAGACAAAAAAAAGCCAGUCCAUUUGUCAGUAUUGGAUAACUGGUGUCAGAAGUUUCACGGCCAAAAUGAGCAUUGAGAUAAUAGAGGAUUGGACUUGAUGCACAUUCAGUGAAAUCACUCACACACAUUAAUUUAUUUACAAUAAAAACAGUGUUAUUCAGAACUAAGUUGUACAGACUACUGUCACUGAAGUGAAAUAUGGACGUGGGGUACAUUUGUGUCGCGCUUUAGCACCUCAUAGUGAGUGUCUGAAGAUGUGCAUGAUAGAUGAGUGAUGACUCGUACUGCUGUUAGUACAAAUGUCUGGACACGGAGCGUUAUAGUGGAUAAACACUCCUACAAAGUCAAAGGUCAAUGAUUUGUCAUGAAAUAAGCCUACAUCUCGGCAGUAUCGUUUUUGUUUGGAAAUACUUCUGUUUUAAAUUCAUUGCACAUUUCUUGUUUUACGUCGAGCUUUAGUGCAAAAGACAGUUUUUAUUUAUGGUGUAAUUUAAGUUGUUUGCAUUUCAGUUUUGUUUGGUUUUGAUUUUUUCAUUAUGUGUUUAAGUUUAUGUGUUUUUGUAAUGACAUGAUCAUAGCGUCAGCUAGAUUUAACAGUGUUCAAU